AUGGACCCAAACAUUUUCAACGUUGAUAAUAACAACAAUGAAAACGUUGAUUACAACAGUGAAACUGAUGAUUACAACGGUGAAAAUGUCGUUAACAACAUUGAAGACGGUGAUAUAAGGGCAACCUUGAAUAAUAUUUUAGGGAUUGAAGGUAAUGACAGUUUGCUCUCUAAUGUUGAUGAAGAUGAAGAUUCAGAGGAUUUCAAUGGUGGUGGUCUAGACCCAUACUUGGACAGCGAGGAUGAAGGGCUCAACUUGGUGCGUGUAGAGGAAGAGGUAAAUACUCCUGAUCACUUUGAGGAAUACGAAGAGGAUCCUUUGACGGAUGAAUAUGAACAUGAGCAUGAUGUGACAGAUGAAGAUGAAGCUAGAGGAGGAAUGAAUGAGGAGAGAUUUACACAUGAACAAUUUUUACAAGGUCCUAUUGAAGGGAUGACAUUUGGAAGUAAAGAUUCAAUGUUUUCAUUUUACAGAGAGCACGCCACAUUGAAAGGGUUUGGUGUGGUGAAAAAAACAGCGUUAAAAAAACUUAGUGAUUUUGUUAAUUAUGUUGUCUAUGCUUGUGAUAGGUCAAGGAAAGGAAAACAAAAGAAAUCGAGCAAAAGAAUUGAAUGUAAAGCUCGUGUUAAUGCUGUUAUGAUGGUUGAUGGAUCAUCAUGGCGUGUCACUAGGGUUGAAAGUGAGCAUAAUCAUGUGUUGGAUGCCAGACUAUCACGAUUUAUGCCCUCACACAGGGAAAUGAGCAGGAGUUUGAAGAGGCAGCUUGUUGCUCACGACAUUGCAGGUUUGAGACCUUCAAAGAGCAUAAGACUCUUGGAAGUUGAAGCUGGUGGUCCUGAGAAUUUGGGAUGUACCCCCAAGGACUGCAGAAAUUACAUUUUGCGGGAGAGGAGGUUGAGAACCUUGUCCACCGAUGCAGAAGCCAUAAACAGGUUUUUUCUUGACAUGCAGAUUAAGGAUAGGGAGUUUUUCUAUGCAGUAGACCACGAUAAUUCUGGCAGGCUACGUAACUGUGUAUGGGUUCAUACACAUUCUAAGUAUGCAUAUCUUGAAUUUUGUGAUGUGAUAUGUUUUGACACUACCUACCUUGUGAAUCAAUGGCGCAUGCCGUUUGCUUCAUUCAUUGGUGUGAAUCAGCACCGACAGUCCAUACUUCUUGGAUGUGCUUUGAUUACAAGCGAGGAUGCUAACACUUACAAAUAUGUCUUCUUUACUUGGCUUAGAGCCAUGAAUGGUGUAGCUCCAACCGCUAUUAUGAUGCAUCAAUGCAAGAGUAUUAAGGCAGCUAUCGAGUAG
This is a messenger RNA of Lycium ferocissimum, 1296 nucleotides long. Its product is annotated as protein FAR-RED IMPAIRED RESPONSE 1-like. The transcript has a single exon. Lineage: Eukaryota; Viridiplantae; Streptophyta; Magnoliopsida; Solanales; Solanaceae. The coding region runs from base 1 to 1296 and encodes 431 amino acids. The record is from RefSeq and is a predicted model, not a curated record.